AUGCACGCCCACAGCCUGCCGUUGUUCCUCCUGCACGUCUGGUGGGCUCUCCUCCAGGCGGGCGCCACGAUGGUAGCCCCGGUACCCCUUCGAACGUGGGGGCAGCCCUCGUCGCCAUCCCCUCUUGCUUAUAUGCUGAGCCUGUACCACGAACCGCUGCUCCGGGCGGACAUCAUACGUAGCCUGCAGGCGCAAGAUGUGGAGGUGGAUGGACAGAACUGGACCUUUGCUUUUGACUUCUCCUUCCUGGGCCAAGAAGAGGAUCUGGCAUGGGCCGAGCUCCGGCUGCAGCUGUCCAGCCCUGUGGCCCUUCCUCCUGAUGUCCCACUCUCAAUUGAGAUUUUCCACCAGCCAAAGCUGAAUGAGGAUAAGGACCCACCCAACUGCCUAGAACGUCUUCAAAUGGACCUGUUCACUGUCACUCUGUCCCAGGUUACCUUUUCCUCGGGCAGCAUGGUCCUAGAGGUGACCAGGCCACUCUCCAAGUGGCUGAAGCACCCUGGGGAGCUGAGAGAGCAGAUGUCUAGUUUGGCUGGAGAGUGUUGGCGGCGGCCUCCCACAACACCUGUCACCAAUGUGCUCCUCAUGCUCUAUUCCAACCUCUCCCCGGAGCGGAGGCGGCUGGGUGGCUCCACCCUAUUGUGGGAAGCUGAGAGCUCCUGGCGGGUCCAGGAGGGACAGCUCUCCCGGGAGAGGGCCAGGAGGCACCGUCGAUAUCACUUGCAGGACAGAAACCAACUGUGUCGGAAGGUCAAGUUCCAGGUGGAUUUCAACCUGAUCGGAUGGGGCUCCUGGAUCAUCUACCCCAAGCAGUACAACGCCUAUCGCUGUGAGGGCGAGUGUCCUAACCCCGUGGGGGAAGAGUUCCAUCCAACCAACCACGCAUACAUCCAGAGUCUGCUGAAACGGUACCAACCCCACCGAGUCCCUUCCACCUGCUGUGCCCCAGUGAAGACCAAGCCCUUGAGUAUGCUGUACGUGGACAAUGGCCGAGUCCUUCUAGACCAUCAUAGAGACAUGAUUGUGGAAGAAUGUGGGUGCCUUUGAGGAGCUCCUGCAGGUGUGUUGGAUUUGCCUGUACCCUGGAAGACUGGGAAGCUCCUAGAAGACAAGAUAACCAUCUAAUCCAAUGAAGAGAAACAAAGAGGGGGAAAAGUCCCUCUGUCCACCAGACCUAAGGAGGAAGGGCUGCCACCCAGUCCUUGAAGGCUCUGUGGGGUCUGGUUGAGCACAGAGGAGAGGGAGAAGGAAGCCUGUGAAGCAGGCUUGCUGGGUUUUCUCUUUGCUGAACAGACAGUAGCACGUGAAAGCACUAGUGCAAGAGUCCUUUAGCUGACUUUUUCAACCCAUGAUCCCCCGGAAAUUGUAUGCAAGAGCUGGAGCAUAUGUGCAUUUAUUUUUGAGGUGGGACAAGGUUGUAUUUAACUUUUGUGUAUUUCCAAAAGUGGCCUUUGACAUACACCCACUCACCCACACCCUUGACGCCUGAAGAUUAAGUAUCACUAUGUAAAAUUAAAAAUAGUCCAUUGGCUUUGGUUGCCUCAGGCUGGGUCAGGGAGCCCCCACAGAGUGGAUCUCUGCUAAUGAGUUGUACAUACAAUAAAGCCAUUGUAUAGUUCUCCUAAGCCAGCUGGUGCCUUUGAAGGGUGAGGCAGGAACUCGUCCAAGAGAACUGGCCACCUUGGACUACAGAAGCUGGAGCCCUGGGGCAUCCCCAAGUCAGUCUGCUUUGGAGGGCACAAUCCAUCCAAGUCUAUUAAAGCUCGUGACAGUUCACCUCAGUCUGUCAAUGCGCGCUAUUAAUGAGGCCCCUGGGCUUCCUAUCCAUCGCGGUGAAGACACUGCCCUGAGUGGCAGACUUGGGUUAUGGUCGCAGCUCAGCCACUGAGAAGCUGUGUGACCUCAGGUGAGUAAUUCACUGCUCAGCCUCAUCUUGUGAAAUUAAAGCAGGCGGAUCCUAGCACAUUUCUGUGAUUCUACUUUUCUCUCGCCAGCUGGCCUCAUUGAGCACUGCCAAAACAGGGGCUGUAUUUUGUUUGGCAGGGCAAGGGAACCAUUUUAUUGGGAAUGUCAGUCCACAGUAAACUUACCCUGCUUUCCUAAGAAGCCCAUAGACUAAUGCUCCAACCUUAGGAAAAAUGAUUCCAAUCUUGUGGGAAUACUUGUUGAGUUUAGAGGGGACUCAAACUUGACUAGGUUGAGUCAAGGUAGUAAUCCUGGCCCAGGAAGGCACUGGCUAGGCUGGAGCCAGGCCUGGGCCUGAGAAACCUCAAUGCCCUGAUUCAGCAACAAAACUGAUCCAGUUGCUCAUUCCCUGGAGUGGAAAUAUCCUGCCCUCCCCACAAUUCAGAAUCACAAGAGGAUCCUGCAUUUGACUCUACUUAGAAGACAGUAAAGCUGGGGAGGCCUUUAGAGGUCAAUUUUUGUACCAUCUUCUUUCCUAAAUGAGACCCCAGUGAGGCCUAGUGGCCUGAUGCUACACAGCUAAGAGUGGCAGGGCCAAGAGCUGAGCUCUGGUCUCUGGAUCCCCAGGGGCACUGUCCUUCAUACCAUCUAGGGGUCUUUGCUCUCUUAGCUUUGAGUCAAGGCCUUAGCCUUUGGAACCAGACAUUUGAAACCCCACUUCCACUAUCAAAUUUAAGUUCUUGGAAGUAAAAAUCCUAUCCCAGGGCUUUAGAGCAUCCUCUGUACUAAAUGGGUGCCCAACUGUUCUUCUAUGGCUGGGGCCAGGAAAGCGAAAGGUCAAGCUAUUUGUGGCUAUAGCUUGUGGGAGUGUUUAAAGUUAGCAGCUCUACCAACUCACAGAACAAACCCCACUGACCACAGGACACUGCCUCAUAUCAAGCAGAAGACGCAGGCACAAAGGAGUGAAAGGACGUUUUGCUGACCCCUGCUAAAAGCUCACUGUGCAGUGUGUCAGUGGCAGGGGCCUUCUGCUGCCAGGCCAGAGGUAUUUGGGGCUAAGCAUACAACACAGCUCCGUGCUCUGGACCCUACCUGCUAGUGCAGGCUUUGUUAAGUCUGAGGAAAUGCUGCCUAUGGGAACUGAGUCCUGCUGUACCCUGAGGGCCAGGAAGGGGCUUUCAGAGAAGUCAGAGGUAUUUUAACUUGCUCUCAAGGCAAAGGUCUCCU
Kogia breviceps (pygmy sperm whale) is the source of this 3132-nucleotide messenger RNA. RefSeq names its product nodal growth differentiation factor (gene NODAL). Gene Ontology annotation, molecular function: growth factor activity; cytokine activity. The record is from RefSeq and is a predicted model, not a curated record. Gene Ontology annotation, cellular component: extracellular region. Lineage: Eukaryota; Metazoa; Chordata; Mammalia; Artiodactyla; Physeteridae.